AUCACACUCCAUAUUCACAACUAGAAGCAAGACUCUCCUGACUCUCUGGACUUCAAGGAUAUCAUUAUGUUGUAUUGGAGGAGUUUAAACUAGACAAGACUUCUUUCUUAAACACUUCGAGAAAGUGAGCGUGCCUGAGGGGAGAGGAACACAAGAGAGGAGAGACAAUUGAACGUCACCAUUGGCCGAGACCUGGAAAAAUGGUGCUGGAUGAACACAGGAUUAGAACUUAAUUGUAAAAGGGAAGGGAAGUCUUGACAGGAGAUUUGCUUCAUUUUCACAUUCAUCAUGGCACAAAUCCUCUGGCUGGCUGGUUGAUGGGACUGUCCAACACUCCUCCUUAGUUUCAGUGCAGAUCCCUUCUGCUUACACAUCAAAAGACCUGGGAACAGGUGGGAACUGGAUGGUGCCAGAUACAGGAAUGGAAAGAGAAAUGGACUCUGACGAGCUAAGAUGGAAGUGACUUGACAGCAACAAGCUCAGCAGUUGUCUCCAGUAAGGACAGGUUGAGACGGGAAUCUCAAGCUUCUCUGGAAGAGCAGUAUGCAGGAAGCUGGUUUUCAGGCCACAAAUGCUUUCACAGAGUGCAAAUUCACCUGCGCCAGUGGUAAAUGCUUGUAUCUUGGUUCACUGAUUUGUAACCAACAGAAUGACUGUGGGGAUAACAGUGAUGAAGAGAACUGCCUGCUUGUAACAGAGCAUCCACCUCCAGGCAUCUUCAGCUCUGAACUGGAGUUUGUUCAAAUCAUCAUUAUAAUCGUGGUUAUAACUGUUAUGGUGGUAGUGAUCAUCUGCUUGUUGAACCAUUACAAACUCUCGACUCGCUCCUUUAUCAACCGGCAGAGCCAAAGCAGGAGGCAGGAGGAAACUCUGCAGACGGAGGGGUGCUUGUGGCCUUCAGAAAGCUCGGUUUCACGCCAGGGUGCUUCAGAGAUCAUGUACGCCCCGAGGUCCAGGGACAGGUUCACCACCCCAUCCUUUAUGCAGCGGGACCGUUUCAGUCGCUUCCAGCCCACCUACCCUUACAUGCAGCAUGAGAUUGACCUUCCUCCCACCAUCUCCCUCUCGGACGGCGAAGAGCCGCCGCCGUACCAGGGCCCGUGCACGCUGCAGCUCCGGGACCCCGAGCAGCAGAUGGAGCUCAACCGGGAAUCCGUCAGGGCGCCGCCCAACCGAACCAUUUUUGAUAGCGACUUGAUAGACAUCUCCAUGUACAAUGGGGGUCCCUGCCCACCCAGCAGCAACUCGGGCAUAAGUGCAACCAACUAUAGCAGUAAUGGAAGGAUGGAAGGACCGCCCCCGACGUACAGCGAGGUCAUGGGCCAUUACCCCGGCUCCUCUUUUUUCCAUCACCAGCACAGCAACAUGCCUCCUUCCUCGCAGAGGGGGAGCAGACUUCAGUUUCAGCAAAACAAUUCAGAGAGCACAAUAGUCCCCAGUAAAGGCCAGGAGCGGAAGCCAGGGAACCUGGUCUAGGUCACCUGCCCAGGUGCGUUUGGACUGAAGACGGGAGAGCCCAGCGGGGCGGCGGAGGAAGAGCCCCGUGCUCCGGUGCACGGUGUUGUUACGUGGUACAACUGAGUAAAACCAAACGUGCAAACCAGUUCUCUGUUUCUGAUUCCUUUCAGGGGAAUUGCAUGCAAAGCAGAUUGAAAGAAAUACAAACUUCCAUUCGGUUUGUCUACGAGCAGUGUUUCAGGGGAAAGGGGGGGGGAUAUAUUAUUUUUUUUUAAUAAACUAUUUCAAGUAUUUAAUUCUAAAAGUUAACUUAGCACAGAAAUGAGGCUUGUACAGCCUGUUUUAUACUCACUGAAUGGCAGAAGGAAAAUGGUGGUUUUGCUAGAUAAAUGGGGGAAGAAUUGGCCAGUUUGCUUUUUUUUUUCUCCCAGGAUGUGAAUUUUUUUUUAAUAUGAAACAAAAUUCCUGUUCUGUGUGCCAAGGUAUAAAGUUGAGAACUUAGAUGAAUGCGAGGAAUUAAUUUGUGUUGUGAUAAAUGUGUUUUAAAAAGUUGCACUAUCUUACUGUUUUAAAAAAAAGUAUAUAUGAGGGAACUGUUUUAUGUGAAGUUCUUCUAUAUGUUGUUGUUUCACCUGUGGAAUAAUGAUAGAGCCCUAGAAGUAAUCUGGAGGAGUUUGCCCCCUCCCCCUGGGUUUGCUAAAAGAUGGGGACAGGACUUAGGCUAACAUCUCUUGACUUUUACAAUUCAAAAAAUACAGGGACACUUGUCUUUGCAAUAAUUUGCAUUCAAAUAACAAUGUAUCGGUGAAGUGUCUUGGAGACUUUUGGAUGGAAGAAGGCAAAUAUGAAAUCCCAGCAUUUUCCAUCACUUAAGGUUUAUCUAUUUUGCAGUGUAGACUAUUUCUUUCAUAAAUGGCAAAACUACAAUUUCCAGAUGCAUCGAUUUGUAUUGAUUCUAAGUGCUGCCAUUCUUUUCCUUGUCAUAAUGCAGUAUCACCAGUACUUACCGUGCUAGAGAUUUCUGUCCUCACUGUAGCCUGAAAUGUAUUUAGUCGCAUAUCAUGACAUUAUGCAAUAAAUGGUUUGAAAAUGCAGGGUGGGAUUAUUUUCCCCUGCUCUGCUGUUCAAGUACGUGAGGCUGUCGUGGUUUUCACUCUCCAUUUCAUCCUUUCAGAUGCUGAAGUUCAGUCCUGGAGGUCCAUCCUGUUGAAGUGAAGGGAGCCCUUGUGGCUAACCCGCCCUGUGGUGUUUUUGCAGCAGUACCAAGGGCACUCGUGGCAGUGGUGCUGGCUCCUGGCAGGGUUGUUGGUGCACCAGGGAUUCUCCCCGCAAACCAUUUUGCUCUGGGCCCUGCUGCAGAAACCCUUCUGGGUGCACGAUGUCUGCGUGACAACAGCAGGACUAUGCUCAUGGCUAAAGGUGAUUCGUGUGUUCACCAAGUGUCUGUAAGCCCUGAGUUUUGCUAACCUGGCCUGGAGAGUAGUUGGGAAGUGUUCCCUGCCUGUGUCGUGGCGUCUGGGGUGUUUCUCCACUGGCUGUUCCCAUGUGGAAGCACGCGCGGUGCCGGAACACAGUUGACAGAAGGUGAUAGUGGCAUCACAAGCACAUGAAAAGCACAAAUUGCACUUAAAAUGCAUUUUGGAAAUGGACUUAAAAGUAAGAAUCUUUAGAAUCUUAGCUUGAAUAGUUUCUAAUAUAUAGGUAUAUGAGUGUGUCAUAGACCUCUUCACGUUAAGGUCUUUCACUUUUUCCUGUUUUCCUGAGCCUUGUGCUUGGUUGUGGGCAGCAGCUGCUGAGUACCCCAAGGGCACCAAUGCCCUGGUCCCAUGGCUGGAAGCUGGAUUUCUGCAGGACUUCUGUACAUGGACUCUGAUAACUGAAGUGCAUCUUUGAUCUAUGCAGAGUUUUAAUGCCAAAACUGUGUGUGUGUGUGUGUGUCUGCGUGCGUGUUGUCUUUUGGGCCUCAGUGUAGAUUUGUUUUCUUCAUAAGUUAAUUUGAUUUUAUUCUAGUUUAGAAAACAUUUGUAUAACUGUUAGUCUGAAUGCACAGCCCCAUUUGUCUCUAAUUGUUAUUUUGGUCUGAGUCAUGCUGGUAAUGCAGAGUAAGGCUGCCUUUUAUCGUAUGUAUUAAUUGAAGGGAGAGAUAGAGAUUGCAUGGUGGGGUUCACUUAUUUUUUUUCCUCUCAGACCCGCAGGACAGGUGUUAAGAAGAUGACUAGGUGGCUUUCAGUCAGCUGGGGCUCUCAUCACUGUCUGGUUCCUGGGAAUAAAAGCUGUGAAAUUAGAUUUUUGCAAAGAAUCUACAAACAUAAUUCUUAGUUAAAAACGACAAACAGACAAAACCCAGCCAGAGGACAAAGCCAGCAAAUGUUGGUUUUGGUCUUCAGUGACUUUUGUCGCUUGAGAAGGAAGCCUUUAAGCCAGAGAAUAUGUGUGCCUACACAGGUACUGUGCUGUUGCCUAAGUGAGGAUUGUUUAGAGAAGCUUUGAGGUGAGAACAGCUGGAACUCAGUUGUCAGGGCAGAGCACACCUGGACUGGCCCUGGGCUUGGGCUGGUUGGAGACCAACUUUCCCCAUGUGUGAUCUCAGCAAAGUGAGCCUUGAAGUUGCCUUCAAAGUUGCCUCUUGGGAAUGUUCUUUCUUUAAAAACAGCCCUUUGCCAUCUUUUACCCUCUCUGCAUGCCAGUGGAUUUAUGCACUUCCCAUUAACAUUGUCCACUAUGCUGUCUCUUAAGUUUUCUUGAAUGAAAAAUUUUUCUUCCUGGAAAAUGCAGCCUUUUCCAGUUCUUUAGAAAAUAUUUGUUUAAAAAUAACUUGGUAAUUGCUCACCUAAUAGUUGCAUCUCCUCUUGCAUCUUUGUCUUCUCAUCCCAGAAUCCUCGAAUCAUCCUAGAAUCAUAGAACAAGCUGAGCUGGAAGAGACCCAUCGGGAUCAUUGAAUCUGGCUCCUGGCCCUGCACAGCCCCAUCCCCAGGAGUCACACCAUGUGCCUGAGAGCACUGUCCAAAUUGAACUCUGUCAGGCUGGUGCUGUGGGGGAGCCUGUUCCAGUGCCCAGCCACCCUCUGGGGGAAGAAUCUUUUCCUAAUACCCAGCCUAAACUGCCCCUGGCACAGCUUCCUGCCAUUUCCUUGGAUGCUGUCACCGGUCAACAGGGUGAAGAGAUCAGUGCCUGCUCCUCUUUUCCCCAUGAGGAAGUUGUAACUGCACUGAGGUCUCCCCUCAGACUCCUCUGGGCUGGACAAAGAAAGUAACCUCAGCCACUCCUCAUGGCUUCCCCUUGGGACCCUUCAUCAUCCUCAUGGCCCUCCUUUGGACACUCUAAUGGCUUAAUGUCUGCUCUGCUUUCCCUCAUGUGAUGUGCUGACUCAGCUCUGGGAGUGUGGUGAUUAGUUCACUUGCUAUAGGUGAGCUUGUAAUCUUCUGUUUUGGGGCCUCUCUUAACAGUAAAUAGGCUGUUUUCUGGUGGAUAUUAGUGCUCUCCAAUGGAAAGGCAGUCAACAGUGUAACAUUGAAACACUUUCUUUUUCUAUUUUUUCUUCCAUUGACUUGGUAGAAAAUCUGCUCUUGAUAACAGAACAGAUUGGUGAGCUCUGAAAAUAAAGCAUGAAGCAUUUAUGAAAGACCAGCUUUGAAAAUAUCCAGAUUUGAUAGACUGCAUCCCAGGGCCACUCAAUGAAACUGUCCUGCAAACACUGUAGCAUUAAUUGUGUAGAUUUUAUAUGUCUCAUACCACAAAACCUACAUAAUAUGUAUGUGGUGUUCUCUAUGUGAUAGAUCAUAUUUGCCUGAAUUCUGGUUGCAUCUUCUGACUUUGCCCAGUAACUCGUUUUCCCAAAAUUCAGAAUAGCGAUGUUCCUACUUUAGAAAUUUUCAGGUUAAAAGAUUUUUUCUUUUAAAUGCACCUUUAUGAAAUAAAGUUUUGUGACCUCUGUCCUACUGCAAAGACUAAUUUUUCCCUUACAUGUCUUGGCAUGGCUCUCUUCUUGGUGCUGAAUAUGCCCCAUCUUUGGUGUUUUUGUAUGAUCUUUCAGGGCUAGAAAAGGCAGGGGAUUUAGAAAGGAAAAAACCUGUUUCUGUCCCAGUUUACCAAUGCAGCACUUGGCACUUAGCUCUAAUUCUGUACCUAUGUUUAGAACAAUUGCGUUUGGGCUUGCCUCAGUGCUGGACAAGCAGACUGAGUGGGAUGCUGCUUCAAAGGUGUGAGUGAGGGACAGGAAGAGGGGUACCUAGCCAACAGUGCAGUGUUCAGAUCCCUUUCCUGGCAUGUGGGGCACAUCCAGAAUUCACAGGAAUUUGUAUAAUAGGAUUUUUUCAUCAGGGAGGAUCUAAUUAUGCUACUCCUGGUCUUGUCACUGAUGGACUCUGCAUGUAGGCCAGUCUUGGGCUGAUGGGACUUUAUUACAGCAUGAAUUUCCCUUGGGAGUAUGAUAACUCCAGCAUAUGCCCCAUGUACAAGUUCCUGAUGGUCAGUGAGGAAGAUGAUUGUGUUCCUGCACUCAUGGAAUCUGCUGUGCUUCAUUUGGCCUUUUAUUACUGCUUGCCCACUGCUUAUACCAGUUUGUCCCAGCUGGAAGGUGCUUGUUAUGCCAAAUCCCAGAAUGUUCUUGGUGCAGAUAUAUUUUUUUUAAAAAGUGUCAUUGAGAGUUCUUGGUUUUUUUCUGUGAAUGAGGUGCAGGGAAGGGUAAGGAGCAGAAUUGCAUUUUUUAUUAAGGAGUGCACUUCUUUGCAAUAGAGAAGAAAUCCUUGUCCUGCUGAAGAGCCCUGAGUGGAGGCUGUCUGGAACAGUGCUGUCUGAGGUGGUCAUGUCUAACCCUGCCAGGUGGUGAGAUGCUGGGCCUUACAACUGACCCUCUAAUCUGUAAGGAAUGUUUGAAUGCUGUGGAGAGGAUUGAUUGCUGACCUUUCUCUGACUCUAUCCCUGAGUGCUCAUGGUAGCUAAGGUAACCUGAUUUUGUAGGCGAAGAAAAACAAAAUAGCAAGUUGGUAAAAAAUAGAUAUACAUCGAUGUUUUAUUGUGCCCCCCCCAAGGAUAAACAAUAGGCUUGCUGGCACAUUUGAAAGUAUUCAGGGUUAUUCACAGGUUCUCUCUGGUCAUUACAGUUAAGUCAUGUCCAUGCACAUACAGACCUGCUUGCAGACUUGUCCCCUUGAUUCUGUCUGUGCUAGUUUCUAUUCCAUGAUCACCUUCCAGAAGUGCUGCAUGGCUCGGUGUUGAGCUCUCAGUGACAAUGGCAGGUCAUUUGUCAAACAGCAGCAAGCCUGAGGAGUAUUUGCUUUUCAGUCCUGUAAAUGUCAUGACCUAUGUUUUUAUCAGUAGGGGGCUUUCUUGCUGCACCACUUCUUGCCUGUCACCUGGUGUGCUUGUGCAUCUUCCAUCCAACAGCUCUCUCUCCUUUUGGGUGAGCUUUGAAAAAUCCUUGUGCUUUGGGAUAACCCCGAUGCAGAUCUCGUGUAUUGAUGUACAGGAAGAAAGUAACACUUCCUGUAGCCUAAAUCUCAUAAGCAUGUUUUUCAGACCUAGCUGAUGGUGAGAACCAAGUGAUCCUUCUGUGCAGUGGGUUCAGAUGAAGUCUGGCUUUUGAUUGCAUCCUUGCUUUUUAGAUAAAGGCUGUUGCACAUGAUUUAAUUACACAUAUCUGGUCUUUCUCUGCACUGUGUUGCCUGCUUGCCCACCAGUACAAUUACAGCUUUUCUCCUACACUAGCCCCAAAUGUGUCAAUCAUUUCAGUCCCUGGAAAGAGGCAGCUUUAUUGAGUUGUCUGAGGCCUUUUAAAACAUGGAAUAGUCUCUUGUGAGGAUGUGUUGAACUAAAGAGAGGUUUCCCAUCCAAAAACUGGUCUGUAUGUUUCGUUAGGAAAUUCAGCUUUAGGUUUUGAGAGUAUGCUGACUGAAAAUGUUGGCAGGAUUUUUUUUUUAGUUAAUAUAUUGUUUGCCAGCCUAUCCAGAGAUGUAAAUUACCUUUUGAGCCACCUCUGAUUGCAUUUUUGGGCUGGCAAAAGCCCCGUUGGGCACACUUGCACCAGCAAAAAAAAAAAAAGAGUAGUUUUCUUGGUACAGCUCUGAGGAAUAAACAGAAGCUGUGCCACUAAGUCCAUCCUCCAAAACCAGCCUGAGACCUGCAUUGCCUCUUCCCAGCAAACUGAAGUGUAGGUGUUUGGAUGAAGUGCUUUGCUGCACUCUCUAGUACCACAGACACGAGUGGAGGGGCCUACUGAUGUUUUCUUGAAAUUGUCAUUGGCAUUAAAUGUAUUUCAGGGAUGCUAAUGCUGUUUUGGUAACCACCCAGUACAAUUCUCCUGCUUUUGAAAGGGAAGAUCAAGGACCAUUUUGUGUCACAAACUCUCCUGGCUACUUCUGCCUUGCUGGUGUCUCUUCUGGCUGAACACAAGCAACUUGGGUAUUGCUAGUGUUGCUUUCUUGCUAUAAAGGAGCUUACCUUUUUAUGUUGAUUAAUGAUAUAAAAACAAAACUGUAACGUAGAUAUACUUCCCCUUCCCUCUGACAGAAGUGUGAUUUACUGCCAGAGAUGAUGCUUUUUCUUUGCUAUAUUGCUGCUGCUGUUUUAAGUGGUUUGGUGUGUGAGCUUCCUGGAACAACACGGUGUGUGUAGGAUCUUGUGGGUGACAAAGCUGUCUCUUUUCUUCUUCCUUUCUCUCCUUGGUUCGUGCUUGUCUGUCUGCUGUGGUAGGUUUACUAAUGAAUUAAAGACAUCCUUAUUAGGUAUAAUUUUGAGGAGGUUUGCAUGUCAGUAGUUUGUAAGCAACUAAGGUGCCUCAUGUUCAGGUCUGAGCAGAUAGGAAUCCCCUUGCACUCAAGAGGGCCUGAUCCAAAGCCUGCUGAAGUUGGUAGGAAGACUCUUGCCAACUUCAGGGGGCUUUGCAUCUGGCCUUACACUCCCACCUUUGUUGUGCCUCACUUAAAAUGGUGCUUUUUCAGUUGUCUGUCUUUUUUUCUAGUUUGUUUGUUUUUUUUUUCUUUGUAUGGUGCUGUGUAUAACUUGAAUAUAUUAUGCACAUAUCCUACCCAAUGGGUAGAACAAGCAAACAAACAUAUGAAAACAAAUAGAUGUUGUUAAUACUGUAAGAUAGUGUACAGAUGAUACCAAUUUUAACACAAAAAAAAUGGCAUAGACUUUGUGAAUGCCAAUCUGUGCUUGGUCCUUUUUUUGUAAGAAAGUUUGCAAAUGAAUGCAUACAAAUGACAAAAAGUCUAUGUAUUUUAUUUUCCUAUUAAAUAUCAAUAUAAUAUCAUAAGGGAAAAAGGUUAAACAAAUCCUUUUUGACAAGCCUGUGUAUAGCAAUUAGUCAUUUGAUGCAUCUUUGCUGUGAAGAUUUCUUCUUUUUUCUUAAUGUGUCACUUUAAAAAAAAAGGAAAAAACCACAAAACAAACAGAACCUCCACAGCUUUAACCUUGCAAAUAAAUGCUUCUCGUAUUGGUUGUUGCCUUGCUAUUGCUGAGUUGGACCAGUAUUAGUUACUACUUCUCCAGCAGAUACAUUAUUUAUUACUAUCCUUGAUUACCUUUUUUUUUUAACUUAGAAAUGGGCUAAAACUUUUCAAACCUUUUUAAUCACAUCCUAGAUUUGAAAUGAAGCUCAGACGAGUGGGAACUGACCCAAAGCAUCCCUGCAAAAUCAAAACCAGGCCAAUGAGAGUUCUGUGACAGCAGCCAGCUCUCUGUGCCCACUGCUGGUGCACCAUGCUGCCACUACAGACUGUCCUUGGGCUUGGGGUGUGGAGGGACUCCCUGGUGACCUGUGCUCUUGCAAGGUGGACAGGAGUGGCCCCAGCAGGUAGUGAAUGCAGGGUUUGAGUGGGAGCUUUGAGUUGGCAGCUCUGCUGCUGUGUUGGCUUCUGACAGCAAUGGCUCACCCAGGUUCAUAGUUAAGGUGACAGAGAAAUGCUUAGACCUGUUCAAACCCAAUGGGGGAAGGGGUGUGGGCAGUAAUGUUACACUUCAGCUUCCUGCCGGGCUCCCUUGGUAGUUGGUUCUCCCGUGGCGUCUCCCUGUGUUUGGCGUUCCAUUCCUGUGCCCCGCAUGCUCUCCGGUAAAGCAAAUACCUCAGGAAAACUCACCAUGAAGUUCUAGUGUAGGGACUUGCAGAUGCUGUACUUACUUUUCUAACCUGUUAGUUCUGACUAUCCCAGGACAGUAGGUGAUAUAAAAGUUUAUUGGUCCGAGACAGACUUGUCCUCUCACAGAUGGAUGCCAACUACUCUUUCAUAGACACUCCUGUCUGUAUGUAGCUUUUUUAUACUUGCCAGGCUUUAACCACAGAUGUAAGGUAGCAAGGUGUUGGGUGAUGUGUGAGAUGGCCUUUUGGUUUGGUUUUUCAGACGAUUAGCAGAGUGCUGUGCUGAAACUCAGGGGGCCUUACCCGGGGCCAGUGAAGUCAGUGGUGGGGCUUCCUCUGGUUUGAGUGGGCUUUCAACCCGUCCGUCGUGCUGGAGGAUGGUGCCUUGGGCACACUCCUUCACUGCUUCUCUGUCCACCUGAAGCAUCUACACCUUUGUCUGUAAAUAUCCCUUGAAAACCCCUCACAGGAGUCCUGUACCUGAAUGUUGACCAUGGUUGUUCUGGCUUUUUUUUUGGUUUUAAAGAAGUGUGUUAAGUUUCUUAUGGCCAGUUCUGCAUCAUCAUGCCCUCAUAGGUAGCUUGUAUCGUCACAUCCUUCUCUUUGUUGAGCUGUUCUGUCAGUGGGCAUGUACCAUAGGUAAAUACACAUAUUUCCUGAUUGUCACUUGUUAAUUCAUUUGUUGUUUGUCAGGGCGUGGAGUAAUUGUUUUGGAAGUGUGCCUUGCCUGGCCAUCCUCACGUUUCUGUUUGCACUGCAGAACCACUUCUGUGCAUGAAGGAAGAGAAGCAAACAAAAAACCCCGGGCCUUCACUAGGAAGACUGUACAGAGUAAACCUCCUGCUGGAGGAGUCUAGAGUAGGAUUUAUCAUAACAAAACAUGCAUAUUGAGUGGACCAAACACGAGCAUGUCUUCUUUUAGAGGCACUAAUUUGCUUUGAAGCUGCAGUGGAAAGAGCAGACUGUCUGUCUAUUAAGUGUAUUCACAGCUGUGUUCACGCUUUUCCAUUUACCACAAAGCACAGCAGGCAGCCAAGAUUUCAAAAGGACUGUGAGCAGAAGUUACGAGAGCCUCAGGCAUCAUAGACCUGGACAACAAAAACAAUAAUAAUAAUAAUUUUUUAAAAAUCACUUUAGUAUUCCUUAACAAAGCUUUUCUACUCAUAAUGUAAAGACUACACAAGCGUUGAUAGGGGUUUUAUCUUUGUAUAACUCUCAACUGCCCAAUGCUGCUGUGCUCAGAGCAUUUCAUGAUGGUAUGUACAUCAGUCAGGCUGUUACACUCAAAAUUAACCAUCAAAUGCCUGUUUUUAGAGUGUUACCCUUUAUUUGUUGUUUCUUGCUAGUUAAUUUACCGAGUAAAAUGCUUUAUUGCUGUAUGGAUUUUAAUUUUUUUUUUUGUAUCUCCAACAUUGUGGCUUUCAAGAUCACAUUUUCAACACAUCUAUUAUUUUUGUCCAUUUUCUUUCAGGCUAUUCUGAAAUAUGUACAGCACUAUCAACAAUAUUUAAUCUUUCUUUUAAAAUUUAUUGUUGUAAAAAAAAGCUAUUAAGAACAGUAAGUCUUUUUACAACUGUAUUGGAAUUUCUCAAUAGCUGUUCAUGUGAUGCUAUGACAAACCUGGCUUGCUUUACUUUUUAUUUUUUUUUAAUUUUAUUUUGUGUUUAACACAAUUAAUUUGUUGCUUAUUUUCCACUGUAACUCCCAGUUAUAUACAGAAAAAAGAUUUCAACUGUUGUGUAUCUGACUCUUUUAAUUGAGCAAAUGGUGAUGUCCUAGUUUUUAGACCUAAGGUCUGUUUAUUGCAAUACUUUUAAAGGAAGAUGUUGCUCUAAGUGCUGUUGUUAGUUUUAAAUACAGAUUUUAUGCUUGUUCUUAAUAUGCUGUGGUUAAACCAUGGCACAAAAUUAUUAAAAAUUAUUAAAUCCA
Messenger RNA from Melospiza melodia melodia, 11464 nucleotides. RefSeq names its product low density lipoprotein receptor class A domain containing 4 (gene LDLRAD4). Gene Ontology annotation, biological process: negative regulation of transforming growth factor beta receptor signaling pathway. NCBI's taxonomy places the organism in Eukaryota, Metazoa, Chordata, Aves, Passeriformes, Passerellidae. Gene Ontology annotation, cellular component: Golgi membrane; early endosome membrane. The transcript is spliced from 6 exons. The record is from RefSeq and is a predicted model, not a curated record. Bases 544 to 1476 code for a protein of 310 amino acids. Gene Ontology annotation, molecular function: R-SMAD binding.